AUGUAUUUUUGCAGUAAAUAUAUUACAACCGGAUUAGAAAUGCCCGGAUAUAGUGGCGAUCGGUUCCCGGAGUUGUCGGCCGAAGACAGGGAAGAUUAUACGUGUAGUAUAUGUCAGGAGAUAUUCAACACUCCGGUCACCACAACCUGUUGUCGGCAAACAUAUUGCGAGGAAUGUAUUAAUAAAUGGCUUAAGACUAACAAUACCUGUCCUAAUGAUAGGAAGCCACUGACACAGAGUGAUCUGUCCCCACCAGCUAGACUGGUAAUUAAUUUAUUGGGCAAACUUAUGAUACGGUGCGACUACAGGGACCUCGGGUGUCAUGAAGUGGUUAAACUCGAUGAGUUGCCCAAACAUACAGUCAACUGUUGCUACAAAGUUCAGAAAUGUGUUAAAUGCGAGUGCGAGCAGACGCCGGGACACGACUGUAUCGUCGCAUUAUUGGCCGAAAACCGCGAGCUCAAAAAGAAGCUAGCUGCUGAACAAGUUGUAAACAAAGCGGCCAAAUAUAUGGACAAGGUCAAUUUGGACGCGAGUGGUUCAAAGCAAAUAGUGUGCGUGAAUGGACACCACGAGCUCAAACCGGGACACGACUGUAUCGAUGAUUUAAGGGCCUUAAAAAGCCAGAAUCAAUUGGAGAUUGAUGGGCUAAAACACGCGCUCGAUGCCGCUAAUUUGGCCUUGUUGAUAAACACACAGAAUUUAAGCGCGAGGGCAAAUGUCUUAGGAGUCAGCGGUGACAGGGCUUAUAUGACCGACGAUCAGAUACUGGCCGAGUGUAGGCGACCCGUGUCGGCACCGGAGCUGUUAAAUAACAAUAUGAAACCCAAUAUGAAAGAUAAAACUUUGUCUAUAAUCCGGGACGGGUUGGCUAAUCAGCAUAGUUUAUACCAUAUAUGUAAAUAUGUGUGCGAUCAGAUGGACCUGGAGUACGGCACCAGCUGGCACUGCAUAGCCUACGUAAGCAACGAGGGACAGGCUUAUUGUACGCCCAAUAAGCGUGAUUUAAUGAGGGUCAAAAUUGGUCCGCUCACUUUGCUUCUCAUCCACACUCAUACGGUGAGCGUGUCAAACCUGAAGGCCCGAAUCAGGCACAACAAAAUCGACCGCAACAUUAAGAUAUUGCGAUCGAAAAAGAUGAAUCAGAAAAUGAUUUCGGCGGUUAAGACGAUCACAUUUGACGCCAUCGAUCGGAAGGGCACGUUAGCCAACAUCGCCAAAGAGAUUACCGGCCAAAUGGACUUAGUGCAUAAACUGGGAGAUUACUAUCCCACACUUAUGCUGGGAGAUUAUUCUCCCAUUAUGUCUUCAGCACCGGUACCUACUCUUGGCUAUUGGGAGUGUAGAGGUAAGGGUCAGCCCAUACGCACACUACUGGCCUACGCGGGCGUCAACUAUACGGACAAACGCUAUAAAUUCAGUGACAGUGAGGUAUGGGUUAGGGAUAAGGCGGACACUUUGGGACUCGACUUCCCUAACCUUCCCUAUUAUAUUGAUGGGGACCUAAAACUCAGUCAAGCGAUGGCUAUAAUGAGAUAUUUGGGCCGAAAGUACGGACUCGUGGCCACCGAUGACCGCCAGCGGGCCCUACAAGACAUGUGCGAACAGCAGAUCAUGGAUAUGGCACAGAGUUUUGUUAUGACAAUAGUCUUUGCGGCCGAUUAUAAGACAAAAACUGCCGAUUACUUGAACACAACUCUUAAGCCACAGUUGGAUCUAUUGGUGAAGUUCUUGGCCGACAAACAAUGGCUAACCGGCGGACAGUUGUCUUACGUAGACUUCAUUGCUUAUGAAGUGAUGGAUUGGUUGAGACGAUUCACACCCGAGACUAUCGGCAAAUACCCGACUAUUGGCCAAGGUAAGGGUCAGCCCAUACGCUCACUACUGGCUUAUGCGGGCGUUAACUAUACGGACAAACGCUAUAAAUUCAGCGACAGUGAGGUCUGGGUUAGAGAUAAGACCGACACUUUGGGACUGGACUUUCCUAACCUUCCCUAUUAUAUCGAUGGAUACCUAAAACUGAGUCAAUCGAUGGCUAUAAUGAGAUACUUGGGUCGUAAGUACGGACUCGUGGCCACCGAUGACCGCCAGCGGGCCCUACAAGACAUGUGCGAACAACAGGUCAUGGAUAUGGCCCAGAGUUUUGUUAAAACAAUAGUCUUUUCGGCCAAUUAUAAGGCAAAAACUGCCGAUUAUUUGAACACAACUCUUAAGCCACAGUUGGAUCUAUUGGUGAAGUUCUUGGCCGACAAACAAUGUCUAACCGGCGGACAGUUGUCUUACGUAGACUUCAUUGCUUACGAAGUGAUGGAUUGGUUGAGACGAUUCACACCCGAGACUAUCGGCGAAUACCCGACUAUUGGCCAGUAUUUGGAUCGCUUCGAGGCGUUGCCGGCAAUAAAUGCAUAUCAAAACUCUGCCCAGUAUAAUCCUAAUCCAAUUAUUGGCCAUGGUGAUGGUUGGAAUUUGUAA
Molecule: messenger RNA, 2472 nt
Organism: Medioppia subpectinata
Lineage: Eukaryota; Metazoa; Arthropoda; Arachnida; Sarcoptiformes; Oppiidae
Source: the annotation of a GenBank genome assembly